Messenger RNA from Poecilia latipinna (sailfin molly), 3450 nucleotides. RefSeq names its product zinc finger protein OZF-like. Gene Ontology annotation, cellular component: nucleus. Gene Ontology annotation, biological process: regulation of transcription by RNA polymerase II. NCBI's taxonomy places the organism in Eukaryota, Metazoa, Chordata, Actinopteri, Cyprinodontiformes, Poeciliidae. Gene Ontology annotation, molecular function: RNA polymerase II cis-regulatory region sequence-specific DNA binding; DNA-binding transcription factor activity, RNA polymerase II-specific. The record is from RefSeq and is a predicted model, not a curated record. The transcript is spliced from 2 exons. Bases 263 to 1894 code for a protein of 543 amino acids.
GUUGUUGUAGGAGCAGGUAUAUCCAGCAGAUGGCAGCAAUGGGACACGUAGGACGCAAACCUAGAGUGUGUCUGUAACGGUGCCUGAUCAAAAUCCAUCAGUGAUCCAUGGUUUGCGGGGACAUAUUUUUUUGUCGUCAAUACUUCGGUGGAUCGAGACAGAAUUGUACCUAAUUGCAAUCUGAGUUGAUCGGCUUGGUUCGUGUGAAACUUGGUUCGCGUGUGGAUUAUGUUGGUUUGUUUUUACUGAUUGCGGGGACACCAUGGAGGAAGUGGAUUAUGCUGAUCAGCACAGAUCUGAAAGUCGACCAUUAGAUGAAGUGCAAACGAAACAGCUCGGUGCCCAUCUGCCGCAGGAAGUUGGUGGAAAUCAAACAGCUGGUAAGAAGAAGCUCUGCGAAAUGUUCCCUGUUCUUCGGAUGCUGGGUGUUAAAAAAGAGGUUCUCCAUGCCUGGAGCUCCAGUUCCCAGCAGCAGCAUCCAGAGGCCUUCCACAUAAAGGAGGAGGAGGAGGAAGUCUGGACCAAUCAGGAGGAAGAGCGGCCUAAUGAGCAGAAAGAGACUAAUAUCAGCAGGUUCCCUUUAACUGUUGUCACAGUGAAGAAUGAAGGUUACGAAGAGAAACCUCAGUUAUUAGAGCUUCAUCAGAUCAAAACUGAAGAAAGCAGAGAGACUGAAGCUCCAAUCAGCAGCUCAGCUCAACAGAUAAAAACAGAACUCCAUAGCGAGGAUAGUGUAAGAACAGAACCAGACAGGAACCUGAAUCCAGCAUGUAGCUUUGAGCAAAAUCCAAAUAAAAAUGCUUCAGACACCUCUGAGACAGAAGCCAGUAAUGAUGAUAAUGAUGAGGACUGGCAGGGACCUUUGUCAGAUUCUGAGUCUGAAACUAAAAUGAGUCACAAUUGUGAGAGUGUCCUCAAUGUAUCUCAGUCAAAUGUAAACGGUGAAGAGAAAUGUAAUUCCGUCGUGGCAGGAGAAGUGUUUGUGUGCAAUACAUGUGAUAAAAGAUUUAAAAAGCGGGACAAUCUUACAGAUCAUGCUAGGAUCCACACCGGCGAGAAGCCAUUUGGUUGUGAUGUUUGUGAGAAAAGAUUCAGGCGGAAGGACUGUUUGCGAAAACACAAGAUGAUUCACAGCGGGAAAACGGCGCACAGCUGUGAUUUCUGUGGGAAAGGGUUUAUAGAAAAGACGGAUCUUCAGGCGCACAUAAGACUCCAUACCGGUGAGCGACCUUUUGCAUGUGAUGAAUGUGGAAGAAGGUUUCACAAAAAGUCAAUCCUCACAGUGCACAUGAGAGUCCACUCUGGGGAGAAACAGUUCAAAUGCACCGUGUGCGAAAAAAGAUUCCGAUUUCAGCACAUUCUGAAAAAGCACAUGGUUGUUCACACCGGAGAGAAGCCGUUUGUCUGUGUCGUCUGUAGUAAAGGAUUUUCUCAACAAGAAACUCUGAAGAGACACACGGGUGUUCACACGGGGGAAAAGACAUUUGUUUGUAGCGACUGCGGUAAAGACUUUCAACAGAAGAUACACCUGAAAGAACACAUGAAGGUCCACACAGGGGAAAAGCCAUUUGGCUGUGACGUGUGCGGUAAGAAAUUCAAAAAGAAGUCGUAUGUUAAAACGCACAUGAUGUCUCACGGUGGAAAAAGAGCGCACAACUGUGAGCUGUGCGGGAAAGGCUUUUUAGUCAAGGGUGGUCUUCUGAAACACAUGAGGAUUCACAAUGGAGAAAGACCUUUCAGCUGCGAUGUUUGUAGCAAGAGCUUUCUGCAGAGGAUCCAUUUGAAGGCGCACAUGAGAGUUCACACAGGAGAAAAACCGUUUGGAUGUGAAAUCUGUGGUAAAAAGUUCACAAAGAAAUCCUAUGUUACAACACACAUGAUGUCUCAUGCUUGACAGAUGACGGGAUUACUGUGUUGAUUUGCAGAUACGCACCAAACUUCACACAAUAGCAGGUUGUUCGCACAUCCUUAAAAAGUCUUAAAUUAAUGUAUCUAAAAUGAAGGCCUCAAAUUGUAUUAAAUUCAUUGAAAAACAGAAAGUUGGCCUUAAAUAUGUUAAUCACAUGUCUUAACUUUUCUUGGGUCAAGACUGUUUAAUCUCAUAUAUUCUAAGUAGUUUUCCGUUUUCUUGUGGGACUUUACUAUUAUGCAAAACUUUGAGUCUGUGAGUCAAGGUGGUUGCCACUAACUAGCUGCUAAUAUACCCUUGCUGUUAAGCAAGGAUAAAGGAAGCUAGCUUUCAUAUGUGCAAAGUGCAAAUGUUUGUCUUUGCCAUUUACACACUUCAAUUGCCACGUCAUACAGUUUGUUUAUUUGUAUAUUUCUGUUGUGAUACUGUUCUUAAAUCCCAUUCAUAAUGGUCUUUAAAAAGUCUUAUAAAGUCUUAAAUUUGAGUUGGUGUAACCUGUAGAAAUCCUGUAUAGGGUGAAGAAUUGGCCUACGCCAUACUGGAGGGUUUGGUACCUGAUAUUUGUAAUUAAAAAUGGAACUGAGCCAUACUGUAACUUUCUGGGACACAAAAUUUCUUAGAAAAAGAUACCCAAAAGGUCUUAAACCCCUUCAACACAUGCCUGUUUAGUGUAUCUGAACUCAGCCUGAUAUUUGUACUAUAGAGCAAGCUGAGCAUAACUGUGGUUUCCCUUUGUAAACUGGCUACUAGAAAGGAGGUAAAAUAUCAAAAAUGCCAUUACUAUAACAGUGAUUGUUAUAGGUUUUGUUUUUUCAAAUAUAUUUGACAUGUUUGUGGUGCUUUUUGUUACUUAAAAUAACCUGAUUAAACUCUAUAGAACUUAGUAAAACUGAAUGUCUGCAAAAAUAUGCUCUUUGAGUGUUGACCUGUUCACAAUAAACUGCAGAAUUCAGAUCAGAGGUGUGGAACUGCUCCUGGAGCACUUUGUCCCCCAGGCUUUUGGUCUUGUUUUGCUUCAGUAUACCUGGUUCAAAUUAUAAUCAUCCUCAGCAGAACUUUGACAUGCUACAAAGGUAAUUCAGCCAUUUAAGUGAGGUGUGUUGCAGCAGAAAUGGAUCUAAAACAAAGUUGGACACAAUGGGAGAGUUUGGAAACUGGAAUAAAAUGUCCUAAACUCUCCAGAUAUCUACAAAUAUUAUUUCAUUCUGAGUGGAUGUAGGCUCUGUACCUCUGUUGACCAUUCCAGAUCAGUGAACUUUAAGAAUCUGUAGAAAUAUCUUAACCAAAGCUUUGUGGCAGAGAUGGUGGAGGAACUAUCACACAGCUACAAAUAUGAAAUUAUUUCACUUAAUUUCCUUAAAACAACUAUGUUAUGUAUUUUAUUUCAUUGUGUCUUUUGAUAAUGCAGAAUAACUGUAACUGUAAAGUUUAAAAGGAGUGAAAUACUUUUCUGAAUAUAAAAUUCUCUCGAGCAAACCAGUUUUGUCCGAACUGACAUGAUAAAUAAUUUGCACCAUAACGUUUUAGAAAAGUAAAUUUUU